AUGCAGCGCCAAGUGCGCUGGUUGGCCGGCCGGAUGGUUUGCCUGCUUUGCUUGCUUUGCAUCCGCAUUUCCAACCAACUUUCUCCAGCCCUCCUCCGCGCGCCAGCCGUCGCAGUCCGUGGCCCGGCCAGCAGACGAUUGAUAAGCACCACACCCGCAGACUCCAAGCCGAGGAGUUGGAAGAACACCGCUGCCCGCUUGGGUCUGGCCAUUGGCGCCGUCUACUACUAUAACACGAGCCCGAUCUUUGCUCAAACCCCGUCCUUCUCCCUCCUCUCUCAAGCCACCUCCGACCCCGAACCAGACACCACCCUCACCCUCGACUCCGUCAAGCCCAAGAUCCGUGAAGAGAAGAAGGCUUCCGCUCCCGCUCCCGCUCCCACUCCCGCCCCUCAAGAUGCGCAACCCUCCUCCGACCCCUCGCUGAUGUCCCCCGAGGAGCUCGAGGCCGAAGCCGGCCAGGAAGGUGCCUUUAACCCGGAGACUGGCGAGAUCAACUGGGACUGCCCUUGCCUGGGCGGUAUGGCCCAUGGUCCUUGUGGCGAGGAGUUCAAGGCUGCUUUCAGCUGCUUCGUGUACUCGUCAGAAGAGCCGAAGGGUAUUGACUGCAUUGACAAGUUCCAGGGCAUGCAAAACUGCUUCAGACAACAUCCCGAUGUCUACGGUGCCGAACUCGAAGAUGACGAGGCCGCUCCCGCCGCUCCCGAGACCGGAGACGAGCAGCCCGUGACGGCUGCUCAGAUCGACGCCGCCCCUCUCCCCGAGGAGAAGCGCGCCCAGGCACAGGAAAUCGUCGCCCAGACGAAACAGGAACUCACGGAGAAGGGCGAGCUGGCUGAGAGCGAGGUCUUGGUUCCCAAGGCUGCGCAUGAUGCCGAGAACUAAAUCCCGCUCGGAUACCCAUAGAGAAAACAUAGGGUUAAUACAUACAUACAGUACCUCAUACAGGAUUGGCGAGAAGCUUUGGAAUCAAUCAAGAACAUGUGAUUAGCAGGGUGGAGGGAGAAGAGGAUCCCGGAUGUACAAUCGGGCUGUGUAUUACUAUAUGCAUGAUUUUGAUUUGGCCGUUCAAAUUCUCAUAUUAUACCCUCAUACAACACCCCCCUCCCCUCUCUACUCUGUUCUUGGACUCCUCUGCUUCCAUCUUUUCUAACUUGUCUAUCGUCUCUUCUCCAGUUCCGGUUCCAGCUCUGGCUUCAUCUCCAUUUCCAUCCCCAUUCCAUCAAGUCUCUGUAUCUAAGUAACCACCUGUACUUGUAACCUUCUUUUCUUUUCUUUUAUUUCGUUUGUUUCUGCGUCCGUUUGGUUUCAAUUUUGGUUUAGCAUCUCGGUCAAAAGGAGGUAGAAUCAAUAGAUAGAAAUAGAUGAUUUUCUUUCCUU
Messenger RNA from Aspergillus sclerotioniger CBS 115572, 1380 nucleotides. RefSeq names its product coiled-coil-helix-coiled-coil-helix domain-containing protein. Bases 1 to 885 code for a protein of 294 amino acids. Lineage: Eukaryota; Fungi; Ascomycota; Eurotiomycetes; Eurotiales; Aspergillaceae. Gene Ontology annotation, cellular component: mitochondrial intermembrane space. Gene Ontology annotation, biological process: protein import into mitochondrial intermembrane space. The record is from RefSeq and is a predicted model, not a curated record. The transcript has 4 exons. Gene Ontology annotation, molecular function: protein-disulfide reductase activity.